GCAUUAUUUUUGGCUCAUUAAAAUUAAUCUUGCUGCUGAGUUCUGGAUUAAUUGUAAAGGUUUGAUAGAACUGGCUGGAAGACCUGCCAAGAGAGGAUUGCAAUAGUCCAGCCUGGACAGAAUUACUCAUUACCCCUGUCAGAGAGCGUAAUUACCCAGAGGAGAGAGAGAGGGAGAGCAGGACCUUGGGCAUCUGCAGGACUCCCAUUACUGUGACUCUGUGUGUGUGUGUGUGUGUGUGUGACCGUUAGAAACCGUUGGAGGGUGUAAUAUUGACUGGGAGGAGUCAGAAGCAGUGAUUUGUAGAUCCUUUGAUGGAUGAUUCCUAUAUGUGAAUGAGGGAGGACGCGUGUGGGAGAUUGUACGAGUCUGUCUUUUUUUUUCCAGAGCUCUACCCUGGAGGAAAGAAAGAAGAAAGAGAGAGAGAGAGAAGGGGAACCACUGUAGAAAGACAAGCACUGCACAAAGCCCAGACAAAAAAACAGCCUGGAGUGGAGAAAAUAACAAGUGCUGUUAUUCCUGAGGGACCUGCGCUGCAGUAGAGGUUUUGGUUUGGAGAUGCCGGUCAGGACUGGCUGUCUGAACGCUGAACUGAUGCUUCCCAGCUGUGGUUUGUGGAUUUGGGGUUUGUUGAGCGCCCUUCUCCUGGCGGGUCAGUCUGGAGCGUGUCCUCCUCACUGCUCCUGCACAGGCACCACUGUGGACUGCCAUGGACUUGCCUUCAAAAACGUGCCACGAAAUAUACCAAAGAACACAGAACGACUGGACUUGAACUCAAACAACGUUACACAUAUUGGCAAGGAUGACUUCGCUGGCCUGAAGCACCUCCGAAUUUUGCACCUCAUGGAUAACCAGAUUGUCACUAUUGACAGAGGAGCCUUCAAUGAUCUGAAGGAGUUGGACAGACUGCGUCUCAACCGAAACCGUCUCCAGCAACUCCCAGAGCUCCUGUUCCUGAAAAAUCCCGCUCUCUCCAGACUGGACUUAAGUGAAAAUGCCAUCCAGAUGAUCCCAAGAAGAGCAUUUAGAGGAGCCACAGACAUCAAGAACUUACAGCUGGAUAAGAACCACAUCAGCUGCAUUGAGGACGGAGCGUUUCGUGCCAUGAGAGUCCUUGAGGUCCUCACACUAAACAACAACAAUAUCAGCACCAUCCCCAUUUCCAGCUUCAACCACAUGCCCAAGUUACGUACCUUCCGGCUGCACUCUAACAGUCUGCGGUGUGACUGUCAUUUGUCAUGGCUGUCUCAGUGGCUCAGACAGAGAGCGACGCUGGGACUUUACACUCAGUGCAGUGCACCACCCAAUCUACACGGCCUCAACCUGGCCGAACUGCAGAAGAAGGAUUUCACAUGCUCCGGUGUUUUUGAUUCCAGUCCUCAGCCCUGUGGUCUUGCGUCUGGUUCCUGUCCUCCGAUGUGCACCUGUACGAACAAUAUCGUGGACUGCAGAGGAAAAGGUCUGACGGCGAUUCCAGCUAACAUGCCUGAAGGCAUGACUGAGAUACGAUUGGAGCAGAACGGUAUAAAGUCUGUUCCUCCAGGCGCGUUCGCCUCCUACAAGAGACUGCGCAGAAUUGAUUUGAGUAAUAACCAAAUAUCUGAAAUCGCCCCUGAUGCCUUUCAAGGCCUGCGCUCGCUCAACUCACUGGUUCUUUAUGGAAAUAAGAUUACAGAUCUGCCUCGAAGUGUUUUUGAUGGAUUGAGUGCAUUAGAGUUACUACUAUUAAAUGCCAAUAAAAUCCACUGUGUUCGCGUCAAUGUCUUCCAUGACCUUGAGAACCUAUCUCUAUUGUCCCUGUAUGACAAUAAGAUCCAGACUCUAGCCAAAGGCACAUUUACUCCGCUGAAAUCCAUCCAGACUCUUCACUUAGCUCAGAACCCGUUCGUCUGUGAUUGUGGUUUGAAGUGGCUGGCGGACUUUUUGCGCUCCAACCCGAUUGAGACCAGUGGCGCACGAUGCUCCAGUCCUCGACGGCUCGCCAACAAACGCAUCAGUCAGAUCAAGAGCAAGAAGUUCCGCUGUUCAGCCAAGGAACAGUACCACAUCCCAGGUGCAGAGGACACACGUUUGAAUAAGGACUGUAACAGCAAGCCUGUAUGUCCACCUAAAUGCCGCUGUGAAGCUACUGUAGUGGAUUGUUCAAAUUUACGACUGACCAAGUUCCCAGAGCACCUUCCGCUUUCUACAACUGAACUUCGGCUCAAUAACAAUGACUUGUCCAUCCUGGAGGCAACAGGGCUCUUUCGAUCCCUCACACAUCUCAAGAAAAUAAACCUUAGCAACAAUAAAAUCACUGAGAUUGAGGAUGGAGCUUUUGAUGGCGGGUCGUCUGUGGUUGAACUUCACCUCACUGCUAACCACCUGGUGUCUGUACGUGGAGGAAUGUUCCGGGGAAUGGAUGGAUUACGCAUGCUGAUGCUCAGGAAUAAUCGCAUCCGCUGCAUCCACAACAGCAGCUUCUCAGGCCUGCAGAACGUACGUCUGCUCUCGCUAUAUGACAACCAGCUCACCACCAUCAUGCCUGGAGCCUUCGACACGCUGCCAAACCUCUCCACUCUAAACCUGCUGGCAAACCCUUUUAACUGUGAUUGUCGUCUGUCCUGGCUGGGCGAGUGGCUGCGAUCUCGGCAGAUCGUGACGGGAAACCCUCGCUGUCAGAACCCAGCCUUCCUCAGAGAGAUCCCACUGCAGGACGUGGCAAAGCCAGACUUCCUCUGUGACAAGGCGCUGGUUGAAGACGACGUGAGUUGUGUGCCUAAGCCGGCGUGUCCGGAGCAGUGCACAUGUCUGGAGACAGUGGUGCGCUGCAGCAACAAGCACCUGUUGGCUUUACCCCGUGGCGUCCCACGCAAUGUCACUGAACUAUACCUGGAUGGGAAUCUGUUUGUUUCGGUGCCUAAAGAGCUCUCAGCAUUCAAACAGCUGCAGCUGGUUGACUUGAGCAACAAUAAAAUCAGUUCCCUGUCCAACUCGUCUUUUGCCAACAUGAGUCAACUCACUACACUGAUCUUGAGUUAUAACGCGCUGCGCUGUAUUCCUCCUCUGGUGUUUGGAGGACUGUCCUCUCUCCGCCUGCUAUCUCUCCAUGGCAACAAUAUUUCUGAAUUACACCAGGGAGUCUUCAGAGACGCAGCAUCUCUCUCACACCUGGCGAUCGGAGCGAACCCGCUGUACUGCGACUGCCGCCUGCGCUGGCUCUCUGACUGGGUGAAGAGCGGGUACAAGGAGCCCGGGAUUGCCCGCUGCACCGGGCCGCAGGGCAUGGAGGGCAAGCUGCUGCUCACCACGCCGGGAAACUCCUUCCAGUGCACAGGUCCUGUGGAUCCGUCCGUGUCGGAGAAAUGCAGCCUGUGUUCGUCAAACCCCUGCCAGAAUCAUGGCCGGUGCCACAGCGACCCGGUGCACCAGUACAAGUGCAGCUGCCCGCAGGGAUACAAGGGGAGAAACUGUGAGCUAUCUGUCAGCGCUUGUGAAGGCGAUCCAUGUGUGAACGGAGGAAGCUGCUACAGCGACGAGGCUAGAAAAGGCUUCAGCUGCUGGUGUCCCGUGGGCUUCGCGGGGCAGUUCUGUGAGGUGGAUGUGGAUGAUUGUGUGGAGAACAAGUGUGAGAAUGGCACCAUCUGUGUGGACGGAGUGGGAAACUACAGCUGCGUCUGUCCGCAGCCCUUCUCAGGCCAAAAGUGUGAGGUGUACGAGGAGGAUCUGUGUUAUCCGGGUCAGAAUCCCUGUCAUCGCGAAUCCACCUGCAUACCCACCGUCACGGGACCCAAGUGCAUCUGUCCGCUGGGUUUUGUGGGCGAUGACUGCAGUGUGGAUUAUAAUGAAUGUGAGGGUCAUUACUGUCAGAACGGAGCACGCUGUGUGGAUCAUGUGGCCGGAUACACAUGCAUCUGUCCUCAGGGCUACAGCGGUCGUCUGUGUGAAGUGUCUCUCUUGGCUCCGGAGGGCUGCGAGCAGCUGCUCUGUGAGAACGGCGCCCCCUGUGUGGAGAGCACCGGUACUGCAGCCUGUCAGUGUCUGCCGGGGUUCGGCGGGCCGCGCUGCGAAAAACUGCUCAGCGUCAACUUCAUCGACAGAGACUCGUACCUUCUGCUCAACGACGUCAAGAACCGGCCGCAGACCAACAUCACGCUACAGGUCUCCACAGCAGAAGACAAUGGGAUUCUUCUCUACAAUGGCGUCGACGACCACAUCGCAGUAGAGUUACACGACGGCCGUGUUAAAGUGACCUACGACGCAGGAAAUCAGCCAGGAAGCACCAUUUACAGCUCGGAGACAGUGAACGACGGACGCUUUCACACCGUCGAGCUGGUGACUUAUGACCGGAUGGUCAACCUCUCUGUGGACGGAGGGCUUCCUACCACUCUUGACAGCUUGGGACACGUCCAGCCCCUCACCAGAGAUGCCCCGCUAUACGUCGGCGGAAUGCCUGAAAAUGCGCAGUUGCUGUCUUUGAACCAGUGGCCGUCUCUCAACGGCUCCAGUUUUCAGGGCUGCAUACGAAACCUGUACAUCAAUAACGAGCUGCAGGACUUCACGCACACGCAGAUGAAGCCGGGAGUGGUGCCGGGCUGCCAGGCCUGUCAGGAGCUGCGCUGCGUGAACGGAUUGUGUCAGCUGGACUCCGCCGCCGGGCCCGUGUGCCGCUGUCAGCCGGAAUGGGGUGGCCCGCACUGCGAUCAGGCCCUGCAGGCAGCCGCCACCAACCCCUGCCAGAAAAACAAGUGUGUUCACGGCACCUGUGUCCCGGUGGACCUGCAGUCGUACCGCUGCGAGUGUGUGGACGGUUUCCACGGACCCCUGUGCGCUCAAGAGGACGAGUCCCCCGGCCCCUGUGCGGCGCUCUCAUGCCAGCACGGCUUCUGCGUGGAAUCACCCACGGGACAGGCGCAGUGCAUUUGCGACAGCGGCUACAGCGGCCAGCUUUGCGACACAGUGGCUCCGUGUCAGGGCGAGUUGGUACGGGACUUCCAUCGCAUGCGGCGCGGCGAGGUCCAGUGUCGCAGCACGCAGCCGCUGUCCUGGGUGGAGUGUCUCGGCGGCUGCAGGCCGGAUUCGGGCUUCUGUUGCGGGGGCACCAGUGUACGACGCAGACGCUACAGUUUCGAGUGCGACGAUGGAAGUUCGUUCACACAGGACGUCGAAAAGACGGUCGAAUGCGGAUGUGGAAAGUGUGUGUAGUCGUCAGAGAUCACAGAAGACAUUAAAAGAGAAAAUAGUGUGCAUUUGUAUCUGUGGACCGUAACAUCUGUGAGGUAGCUUGAAGAACUAUUUAAGAAAAGAUAACCCUUGCAUGUGAAUGAUGAAUUAUGGGUAUUUUGUGCUGUCAGGCGAGGAAUUAUUAAUGUCGAAAGCAAAAAAUCUAACCAAUGGAUCUUAGAUUUAAGAGUACAGUUUAACGGACAGCAUGUUAUACAGGAUUUAUAGUAUUUAAUAUAAUUGUAAAAUAUUUGUUUAACAUUAAUUUUAAUUGUAAUAUAUAUACUGUUUUUAAUUUCCAUAUAGUAGCCUAUUUUUGUAUGUUGAACACCGACAUUGGUGAUGUACAAUUUUUUUUACCUUUUAGUCUGUUUUCUACACAGAAUUGUUUGACAAAGUAGUUUAAGCUUUUUUUCCCCCAUUUAAUGUCGUCUUGUAAGUGUUUGCAAGUGUUUCUAUUUAUUUCAUUAAAGGUUUUUGCCCCUUAAAAAAAGCUGGUUUUACCCUAUGUUUUAGUUUCUUAAGUUUGUUUAUGUGAUUUCUACCGAGCUUCAUGCUGCUAGAAAAAAACAAAAACAAAAAACAAUAUAUGAGAUGGGUGGAAAAAUUAUAAUUCACUGCUUGUGCAUUCGCUCAUAGCUUUGUAAAUUAAAAAAAACAAUUAUAUGUAUUGCGUUCACCCGAAAAACGUUGUUCACUCACAAAUACACUGGAAUAUAUAUAUAUAUAUGUAUAUAUAUAUAUAUUUUUUUUUUAUUUAUUUUUUUUCUCCCACGUCAUAUUUCAGUAUACAAGUGAAGGUACAACAUUUGUGUUCUUUAGCAAAAGUAUUGCAUUUCCUUGAAAAACUUUGCAUUUUCUUUCAAAACACAUAAUGUUUUCUUUGUGUUCACUCACGAAUCUUUAGCGUUCACUUACAAAACUUUUGCAUUUACCAGAGAAAAGUAUACAUUUUAUGCAAACAUUUUUGAUAUUUUAUAAAUGUGUAGCCAUUCCCAACAACUUAUGUCAAAACAAAGACAAAACGUGCAUAUUGAUAGGUUUAAACUGAUAUGUACUUCUGUAAAUAAAACAUUAGAUAAAUUCUAACAUCUAUAUUUAUACAUCUAUGUGUAUUUAUAUUAGUUUAUUAUUAAUUUAAUUAAUAGAAUUUCUCAUUUGGAACCUCGUCAUAAAUGUUAUAAAAUUCAUGUUGUGAUGUUUAAUACGAAAAUAAACGUUUUUUUUUUGUUUUUUGUUUUUAUGUUAAAUGUGUCUUAUUUAACCAUAAUCAUAUAGUUUCUAGCUGUCGCAUUUCGCGCACUUUUUUUCUAUCACGAACAACCGCGUAAACCACAAACUAAGCCUGCCUCAACUCUGUCGAGCGCGUUAAUAUUCAAACUCCUUCAGUAAUGACUAGCGGUUAAAUUUCCCUCUCAGCUUCAGGUGAAAUAUUGUGUGCCCUUAUUCCCUAUGCCAUUUGUGUAGUAACAAACACAAACCGAUGCUGUCGGACUGAAAGAUGGCGGAACAUAUUAUGAAGUCCGUGUUAAUGAGGAACAGAGUGUGUGCACACUUCUAGUGCAGAGAAGAGAAAUAACACGAUUUAAAAAUAAAAGUGACAAGACAACAGAACAGAACACUCGGUAGGGGCUCCCUACUAAACCGCGGGAAAUUUGUCAGCAAACCCUAAUGAAAUGUUGACAAGCCGUUGGAGAAGGUGAUUAAUAAAGCGGCAAGAGGCAGGUGAGCUGCAAGCCAAGAUAUGAGAACAUUUGAAGCUUUUACGAUAUGGCACUCUAUCAUUUUUUAAUUUAUCAAAUGUUUAAUUAAACCUAAACCUGAACAGUUUUUUUUUUUUUUAAUAUUCUAAAGAAGUUUAAAUGAGACCUUCGGCGGGUUAGAUGCCAUAUUGAAUUUUACAGGCGAAAACAUGGCUGUGUGUGAUAGACUUGCUGUCUUUACAAUGGCAUGCACUGUAUAGCUAUAUCCAAGAUAACAUAAUUUUCAAAACUUUCACAAUGGUUUCAUUCAGUUUUUGCCUACUGAAAGUUUUUUUUUUUGGGAACACGUUUUUGUCAGCUGUACAAUCGGUAGUUAAAUUGUUCUACUACUUUAGUCCCUUGCAAUCUCGUUUGCAUUCCUGUCAAAAAUUACAUCUGCUACCCUGACUUUGGUCAAUAACAGGCUCAGCACACAACGGCCAGUGUUGGGAAGGUUACUUUGGAAAUGUAAUAGGUUACAGAUUACAAGUUACCCUAUUUAAAAUGUAAUAAGUAGUGUAACUUUUUGAUUACGUUUCUAAAUUUCUAAUGUUUGAACUGUUAAUCAUUUUCAAACAUGUAAACCAGGCAGGGUUAACCUUACUCUAGUACUCAACACUGAUUACUGUCAGACUUUCGAAAUCCUUCAUCACUUGAAUUAAGAUUAUAAUAUUUUAAUUUUAAAGGAGACAUUGGAUGCCAAAUAUCUUAAUUUGCAUAUAAAUGUGUCUUGGCAGUGUGUGGUCACAACCACCCUACAAUGAUAAAAAAAUCACUCCUUUUUUUUUUAUUCCCCCCAAAACCUAAACUGUCUCAAUUAUCAAGCCAUUUUGAUUUUGGAUUGCCUUUGCUCUUCCACAGAAGUGAGGGGCGGGGUGAGCAGAGCUCAUUAGCAUGUAAAGAGAUAUGCAGCGAAACGAGUUGCUGUGAACAGAGCUGUUUUUGACAAGGUAAAAAGGGUGUUGUUUUUCAUGACCACUGAGACCAUUUCAAGAAUACCCUAAAGAAUCAUACCAACUUGCGGAAAAUGGGCAUCCGAUGACCCCUUUGAAGCACAGCCACCACAAAAUCAGACUUACUUUAAAAUCAUUCUGAGGUUAAAUACAGAUUUAAAAUCAUAACAAGAAAUAGUUUAAUUAUGAUAAUAGUUUAGCUAUGUUACUGUUUCUGAAAUUAAAUCUUUGCAUAGCUAUGACAGGAAACACUGGAAUCUAACAAUGCCUUAGAAAAAAAAACAGUUAAUAUACAGCAUAUACAUAAAUCCAUAUAGGAAAUAUAAGAGUUAUCAGAGAACCAUGUUAUAAACUUCUGAAACAUUGGUGUUUCAUAUUUUAGAGCAGUCACUGUAAUGAAAGAAAUCAAUUCAAUCUGUAUGUGGGAGUGUGUGUGAAAAAAAUAAGUAACUAAUUUAAUUACACAUUUUUUCUUAGUAACUGUAAAUAAUUACAAUUACUUUUAUUUUGUAAUUUAAUUAAACAAGUCCUUAAAAAGGAUAUUUAUAUACUUAUAUUAAAUAAGACAUACUAAUAUUAAAUAAAAUCAUUAAAAAGUAUGUUUUGAGUGGUAUAAAUGUGUGUAGUAUGAAUGCAAUCCAUUGUUCAUGUUGUCAUUGACCUACCAGUAUCAGUUGCCUUGUUCCGCUGUCAUUCACAAAUCCUCUCCCGUUGCUUCACGGGAUAGUAAAGUGUCCAUCAGAUGCACGCUUCAGAAUACUUUUCGACUGCUAUUUAUGAAUACUGUGAAUUCAGACACACUACCUUGUUCACAUACUGUUUUUCACCUUGUGUGAAAUUAUACAGUAUGUGAUUUUGGAUGCAGUCAAACUGUGGCUGGCAUGGAUUGGGUUAUAAAUAUUAAUUAACGUUAUGUGAGGUUUGCAAAACUGAUUUGCUUAAAAGGUAAAUGUUGGAAGAUGAGUAUUAGCCAUGUGGUAUGUUACCAUGGUCCAUGAUAGCACACAUCAUGGAGACGUGUAUUUGACGUCUGCAUUUACAUCUGCAAGACGUAUUUUUUUAGUGUUUGCUCAUCUACAAUACAUAUAGGAUGUUUCCUAUCAGAUGUUAAAUAGACGUCUAUUAGAUGUCUUUAAGAUAUUUAUGAUUUAGAAUGCAU
Molecule: messenger RNA, 9056 nt
Organism: Onychostoma macrolepis
Lineage: Eukaryota; Metazoa; Chordata; Actinopteri; Cypriniformes; Cyprinidae
Gene: slit1b
Product: slit homolog 1b (Drosophila)
Exons: 39
Coding region: 559-5184 (1541 amino acids)
Biological process (GO): axon guidance; negative chemotaxis
Molecular function (GO): heparin binding; Roundabout binding; calcium ion binding
Source: RefSeq, a predicted model, not a curated record